GGAGAAGGAAGGACUACAAAAAGCCCAGGAGAUCUUGACCAAGCUCGGGCUGGACCCAUCUGCAGAAGACUGCAUAGCCACCCAGCAUAUCUGCCAGAUUGUCUCCACCCGCUCGGCGAACCUCUGUGGUGCUACUCUGGCUGCAGUGCUGCGCCGAAUCAAGGAGAACAAAGGAGUCGACAGGCUGCGCUCCACCGUUGGCGUGGAUGGCUCGGUGUACAAGAAGCACCCCCAUUUUGCUCGGCGCCUUCAGAAGACGGUGCGGAAGCUGCUGCCAGACUGCGACAUCCGAUUCGUUCGUUCGGAAGACGGGAGCGGCAAAGGGGCCGCUAUGGUCACGGCAGUGGCCUACAGGCUAGCAGCCCAGCAUAAGGCAAGGCAGAAGACCCUGGAAGCCCUAAAGCUGAGCCAUGAGCAGCUGCUGGAGGUGAAGAAUAGGAUGAGGAUAGAGAUGGAGAGGGGACUGAGCAAAGCAUCGCACCCAGAUGCCACUGUGAAAAUGCUUCCCACUUACGUGUGCGCCACUCCGGAUGGAACAGGUAACAUACUUUUUCUGCAGUUAUUAAAGCAACUGCCUCUGGUUGUCUGUCUACAGCUGUUCGAUCACAUCGUCCACUGCAUUUCGGACUUCCUGGAAUACAUGGGAAUGAAGGGUGUGUCACUUCCUCUGGGAUUCACCUUCUCUUUCCCUUGCCAACAGAAUAACCUUGAUGAGGGAAUACUCCUGAAAUGGACUAAAGGGUUCAAAGCUACUGGCUGUGAAGGAGAAGAUGUGGUGAACCUGCUGAAAGAAGCCAUACAUAGGAGAGAGGAGUUUGAUCUGGAUGUGGUAGCAGUGGUGAAUGACACAGUAGGCACCAUGAUGACCUGUGGUUAUGAAGAUCCUUAUUGUGAAGUCGGGCUCAUCGUUGGCACGGGCAGCAACGCCUGCUACAUGGAGGAGAUGAGGAAUGUGGAACUGGUGGAGGGUGAAGAGGGCAGAAUGUGCAUUAACAUGGAGUGGGGGGCAUUCGGGGACAACGGCUGCUUGGAUGACUUCCAGACAGAAUUUGAUGUGGCGGUGGAUGAACUUUCUCUCAAUGCUGGGAAACAAAGGUUUGAGAAAAUGAUCAGCGGGAUGUACCUGGGCGAGAUUGUCCGAAACAUCCUGAUCGACUUCACCAAGCGGGGGCUGCUGUUCCGGGGGCGGAUCUCCGAAAGGCUGAAGACCAGGGGGAUAUUCGAGACGAAGUUCCUGUCUCAAAUUGAGAGCGAUUGCCUAGCCCUGCUCCAGGUCCGCUCCAUCCUCCAGCACCUGGGCCUGGAGAGCACGUGUGAUGACAGUAUCAUUGUGAAGGAGGUGUGCACCAUGGUAGCCAGGCGUGCUGCUCAGCUCUGUGGCGCUGGUGUGGCAGCAGUGGUGGAUAAAAUCCGGGAGAACCGCAAGCUGGACUUCCUUAAGGUCACAGUUGGUGUGGAUGGGACACUCUACAAACUGCAUCCUCACUUCUCGUUCAUCAUGCACGAAACGGUGAAGCAGCUGACCCCGAAGUGCGAAGUGACCUUCCUCCAGUCAGAAGAUGGCAGCGGCAAAGGGGCGGCGCUCAUUACGGCAGUGGCAUGCCGGAUCCGGGAGGCCGGGCAGCGAUAAGAGGGGUCGUUAGGAAGGCUUGGAUUUAUCAGAGCAAAACCAGCGGACCCUUUUCCACCCUCCAACACACACACCUUCUCCUGCUCCUCAACAUGCAGAUUUUUAGCUUUACAUGUUCUAUCAAAAUACUGAGACCUGAGGUGCCGUGUGUUCAAAGUUAUUUUCUUAGGAGUUUUAUUGCAUGCCAUCAAACUGCCUAUCGAGUACAGCUAAAAGUGUCAUCAGGGAGUGUAGCUACGUUUCCUGUCAAAGCCCUUUUUGUUUCACCACAGCCCAUUUAAAAUACUAAACCUCCCUCCCCAGCCACAAUGGCAUUUGUUCUGUAGCAGUAGAAGGAUAAUGCCAGAGCAAUUAAGACACUGCGUUGUCACUUCAAUAGUAAAUAGUACCUAUUUGUAGAUGUCAAGUCUUAACAUAAACACACUAGAAAGCAAAACCUCUUUUAAGAUUGGGUUAAAGACCUCCACUAGUCUUUUACCCUGAUCAAGGCUGUGUUAUUUCCAUGAAAGUCAUGGUAAUGCUCUUAAAAGCACAGGGCGCAGCAUUUAAACCAAUGCAUUUGAAUCUGCGCCGAAGGAUACAAAGUGUCCGUGUGGAGUGGUGAGUAAUAUUAAAGUACCUGCUGGAUCAAGUUAAAGGUGCUUCUUUAAUUCGACCAGCAGAGCAUCUGCCUGGAAAUACUUGGGGACUCAGGGUGUAGUUCCAUUUCCCAGCUUCUCUAUUAAUUAAAUGUGGUACUUGACAUGUGUAGCCAAUGGCGACCCCUACUGGAGCGUGCGUGCAUAGAAAAAAACAUCGCUGAAAUGAAUGGUUUCUCUUCCACAGCGGUUUCAACACUGUGCCCUCAUUUGAUGUGGUGAGUUUGGUUUUAUUUUUGUCUGUGAACUAGCUCUGUAUCUUUAUUUGUAAAAACCCCAUAGGUCACAUCUGGAUUUAUGCAUUGUAUUUAUGUUUCGAGAGAUCUUACGUCUUUUAUGUAUAUAGUCAUGAAUGGUGGAUUAUUAUUGACUAGUUUUAAUGUGGUUUGAGAGACUAGUGCAGAAUGCUUUUUUAUUAUUUAAAAUAACUGUCUGGGAGCGGGCUGGAAGGACUGAAAUUUCUGAGGAUAGGUGUAUGGAAGGGGUGCAGUUAUUUCAGGUCUUGUGUCAUCAGGGGAAAUGGAAGUAUGAAGGCCAUGUAUUCAGUGCACUAAAAGAAAUAGCAGCGGCCAGGGAACAAAUGAAUUGGUUAGUUCAGAGUCUGAUCCUGCUCGUUCUGGCUCACGAGUAAUCAUUGCUCAUGGGAGCAGGCCCCCAUUCAGGCACGGUCCUAAUUCUGCUUACACUGAAGUAAGUGACAAAAUCCCCAUUGACUUUAGCAGUGCAGGAGUAGGUCCUUGGUUUACUCACUGGAAUAAACCAGGAUUAGGCUCUAGCUGUUUCUGAUCUAAAGGGUUAAACAUUUUAUUCUGCAAAUAUACGUUAUUCUUCACCACCACCUCCAGCUCUCAUUGAAAGCAACUGGAGUUUUACUGUUGACUUCAACAGGAGUUGGGGUUCAGGCCUGAAUUUCUCACGAGAUUCGGUCCCAGUCCGGCAAACAGGCACCGUGUUUUGCUUGAAGCACGAGAGUAACCACUGCUGUUGAUGGCAGCACUCACCUGCUUAUAGUUAAACGUGUGUGGAUGCAGGAGCUCAGCGGCAAAGAAUUAAGUGUAAUUUUGUGAUCCCCAAAUGUCAAAAUCCUUCUGGUUUUCCAGAUUGGCAUCCCCAAAGCUAACAGCAGGUUUGCUCUGUGCAGCAGAACUCUCCUCAUCACUUUGCUUUUUAUGAUAAAGAGUUAAUAAUUUUGCCAACAGAAAACUGUGCAGACCAAUUAAAUUCUGCAAUUUGUUGUUUCCCAAACCAGCAAAUUCACACACAAAAUUAUGCAGGGGUGGGUGAUGAAUCGCAUAAACUUUUUUGUAAAUAUUUAACACAUGACUGGUGAUAUACACAUAAAAACCUCAACCUGACCAUCAGUUUCGACGGAUAUACAAUUUUUGUGUGUGGGUAGUUUUUUUGUAUAUUUUUAUACUGCUUGGGGUAACAUCUUUACCAAAAGAAUCUCUAUGUGGCUGUCAAUUCCAAUAGCACCAUUUUAAAGCACGCCACACGUGUCUCUUGGCAUUUUAAAUGCUUAUAUUUUUUUAUAAGCCACAAGAUUACUAUAUAAAAUUAAAUGGAAAAAUCAAAAAUGAUGUGUACAGAAAUAAUGUAAGAGAAUCAUCCAGUUUAGAAACUUUAGAUGAAUUUAAAUAAAUUAUCUUUUUUUAAAAAAAAAUAACAGAAAACCAUCUAAUCCAAUACCAAGCAGUUGUGUGUGAUUCUUUUACUGGGAUUACUAGUAUUUGCCUACUGAUCAAGGCAUUUUUUGCUUUGAUUAUAUCUACUGUACAGUGAAGUGGGUUACAGUCGGGGGGUAUAUUUAUAAACUUGAAGACAAGAGAUUAUCCAGCAGUGUACCUCUUUUUGAAAUGCACUCUAUUUCACCAGUAGUGAAUGAGUUCACUUGUACCACAGAUGCUUUCUUUGCAAUCAAUGACAUAGUGGGUGCCAGGGCAAUCCCUUUUUGUAGCUGAUUCGGGUUCUGGUUCAGCAAAGCACUUGGGCAUGUGACUUAAGGGGUUAUAAGCAUACGCUUAAACUUAAGUGUAUGUUUAAGUGCUCUGCUGAUUCAGGGGCUUGGCAAUGUUGGCUUCUCCCUUUCCUUGCAGUGUAGUGGGUUACGACUGUGCAAAUGGUUUAAUUCUCAUCUGAAGUGUUGCACUGACGCGAGUAGAUUGACUUGCAUGAAUAAGGGGUUUCUAGAUGGAACCACUCCCUGGCCAUAGUCCUUCACCCCUUGCUUAUGGGCCCAUCCCAAUGCCCACUGAAGCGAAUGGGAGUCCUUUCACUGAUUUUUUUUUUCUUUUCUUUUUUUUUUUUAAUGGGCAUUAGAUUAAGUGCUUUGCAGAGCUCGACCCUGAAGUAGGUACAUGGGAGCAAUCUCAUGAUGUCAGUGGGACUACUCAUGGUCUUCAAGCUAAGUAGGUGCCAGUAUUCUGCUGGAUCUGGGCCUUGGUGAGUAGUCCCAUUGGGGUCAAUGGCACUUAAUUGGGUGAGCAAGGAAAGCUACAUUAGGCUCUCUGAAUGAGGGUCAGAUCCGGGAUUGCUGAGCACCCUUAAUUCCUAUUGACUUUGGGGGUGGAAGCCUUCUCGGCACAUUUGCUCUCUUGCAAAUGUAACAGGCUUAAUGGUGGCAGGAUAAGUUACUAGGAGCUCACAAUUAUUUUCAAGCUUUCUUGUCCUGACAAGUGUGUAGUUAUGUGGCUCCUGGAAUUUCUCCCCAGCUUAGGCUCAAAUGAGAUCUGCAAAGAGGUGGGCGCUAUUGAGUGCGAAAGGAAAGCCUUUCCAUGUGGGAAGUAUUGUUUUAAAAUCUCUAUGCUACCAAGUUGUGGGAACCAGAUCCAAACUUUGUCAAAGUUCGGAGGGAAUUCCCAUCCGAGUUUUGGGUUUGCCCAGUUACAGAGCAAUGGGCUAAUUGCAAAGGCUGUCUCCGAGCUUCCCCAAAAUUUCAGUCUGGGGUGGAUAGUUCAGGGCCCAUCUCUCUUAAAAACACUGCCUCUUGUACCUUCUUGUACAGCUUCUUAGGGAUGCACUGGGUACACUUGACUUAAGCUGCAGCAGAGGCUCCUGCCCUCUUUUCAUGCCCUCUUUUCAUGCCCACUUUGACUCAGAUGCAAACCAGAAUCCAAUGUGUUCCCAGUUCACCUGAAACAAAAAUUUUACUUGAAACAUACAGAUCAUCUCCAGACCAUGUAACUGAAAAUACAUCUUCAGCAUAUGGCUCAGUUGUGUCUAUGCAGAAUGUUUCCUCUGUUCAUUUUAAGAGUACAGUUUGUGCACUUUUCUGUAGCAAAAGAGAAAGCAUCAGUACACGUAGAAAGCUGCUGCUGUCUUACCAUUCCUUCCAGUUUAGGAGUUAGGAGAACUAUAUUAAGAAUUUAUAGCUGAUGGCAGGUUGUGAAUGUAGCUUUUUCAGGAGGACGUUGUUCUUGGUUCAGAAACUGGCCAAUGUGAAAUGGAACUGAGACACAUAACAAAGCGGGAUUGUAACUUCUAAACCAGAAAUUACAAUGGGAUGUUAUAUUAAUGUGUGUCAAAAUAAGAAAGGAAGAUCAGAUCAUGUAGACAGGCAUUGAUUCUCAACACUGCUCUGUCUUUCCUCCACUAAGAAAAUGUUGCAACACUUUUCAGGGUGGCUUAUUUUUUGUUUCCAUUAAGAUGCAUUUUCUUUAUUCCCUUUGAUGUAAGGUUUAUUUCUUGUCCAGAAAGACAGGGAUUCAUCUUUUAACAAGCCGGCACCUAUUUUUCUCCCUGAUGUUAGUUGCCAGGUGUAAGAGAGAAUCAUUUUUUCUACCUUACAACUUAUUCACUUGGCUGUUACCUUGGAUGGGAUUUUUUUAUUUGACAAACUAUAAAAUAUUGUGCAUGGUAGGAAGAACCUUAACAUGCACAUCUCCAAGCAGAAUGAGCUAAACCAGGUGCAAAUUAUAGUGAAAUCUGCCUUUAAGCAAUACACAUGAUCUAAUAAGUCUCUAAAUAGCAGUAGAAUAUUUCAGAGGCAACAUAGUCCAGUGGAUCAUAGGACUCAGAAAACCUGGGUUGUAGUCCCAAUUCUGCCACUGAUUCUCUGCAUAACCUUUUCUCAGAUAUAUUGAAUAUCUCCACAACCCCAACUGAACUCAGCUGGCUUUGUGGAUGUUCAGUUCCACUAAAAAUUAGAGCAUUAAAAAAAAAAAAAUCUCUGUGCCUCGGUUUCCCCAUCUGUAAAAUGUGGAUAAUAAUGCAUAUCCUAGUGCAAAGCACUUUGAGAUCUAUGGGAGGAGACUGCUAUGAAAGAGAUAAGAAUUAUUAUUCCUUAUUGCUUUAAAGCCAUCAUUAAAGAUGGAGUGUUACCUUCUGGAGGUGGCCCUGUGUUGCAAGAUUCAUAGUAUAUUUCAAAUAGAGAAGUUAUUUCACAGACUUCCUAUAAAAUGUGAGCUAGUCCUAGAGACAGUCUGGACUCUUUUUAUUGGCCUGAAAAAAAGAAAAGUGCAUCUUAAUAAGGUCUUCAGAAUGGGCUCCUUAGGAGGCCGGAGGAGAUUUGAUUUAAAGCCAAAGAUCGUUCACUAUUAGUAGCAAUGAUUGACUGUAGAUUUCAGCUGUUCUGUUAUUUUUGUGUUUACAAUAUUUAUUUUUAGUAAUUCAUUGCCAUACAUAGGAUUCCUUACUUUUGUACUUUUCAUACCAUUUUUCUUAGUGUGGUAUUGUACUUCCAGCUUCCCCAUGGCACGAUGAUUAUUCCUACAAAUAAAAACUGUU
Messenger RNA from Chelonoidis abingdonii (Abingdon island giant tortoise), 6993 nucleotides. RefSeq names its product hexokinase-2-like. Gene Ontology annotation, cellular component: mitochondrion; cytosol. Lineage: Eukaryota; Metazoa; Chordata; Testudines; Testudinidae. Gene Ontology annotation, molecular function: fructokinase activity; glucokinase activity; D-glucose binding. The record is from RefSeq and is a predicted model, not a curated record. Gene Ontology annotation, biological process: intracellular glucose homeostasis; carbohydrate phosphorylation; glucose metabolic process.